CGACGCGACGCGACGCGAUCGCGGCUUCCAGAACCCCGCCUGGUCGCCCAGCGCCGCAGCCUGUCCGAGGCCUGGAGGGGUCCGGGCCGCCGUCCAUGGUUGCAGCGUCCUGAGGCGGGGGGACGCGCCCGGCGCCCCCAGCCCUCCUCUGCCGCCUCCUCCCGGGCGGGCGGCCUCCUCCGGCGCCUCCCUGCGCCGGCUCGCCCGCCGCCUCCCUCCCUCCUUUCCUGCAGCUCUCUGGGCUUUCGGGAGCCCGGGGGCGGCCUGUGGCGUGCGGAGCCCGCUCCAGACUGCGCCUCUUUGGACCUUGAGGGGAAACAUGCGUUUGGCUUGGAUCGUUUUAAAUUCUUAGUUUGGGAUCCCCGCCCGCCUGCCUCUGCCGCCCGGCAGGUUUUCUUCUCUUCCUCUUUUUUUCCCCCUUUUUUCCUUCACGGUCUCCUUUUUGACUCCCUCACCUUUUAUGCUGGCCCAAUCCUCCCCCCGCUCCUGAGACGUGGGGGAGGGUCUCUGCCUCCAGGUUCCCGCCCCAUCGGGGCUCGGGCGAGGAUGGGGGGCAAGCAGAGCACGGCGGCCCGCUCCCGAGGCCCCUUCCCGGGGGUCUCCACCGAUGACAGCGCCGUGCCCCCGCCGGGAGGGGCGCCCCACUUUGGGCACUACCGGGCGGGCGGCGGGGCCAUGGGGCUGCGCAGCCGCUCGGUCAGCUCGGUGGCGGGCAUGGGUAUGGACCCCAGCGCAGCCGGAGGGGUGUCCUUUGGCCUCUACACCCCCGCCUCCCGGGGGACCGGCGACUCUGAGAGGGCGCCCGGCGGCGGAGGGUCCGCGUCCGACUCCACCUAUGCCCAUGGCAAUGGUUACCAGGAGACAGGCGGCGGUCACCAUAGAGACGGGAUGCUGUACCUGGGCUCCCGAGCCUCGCUGGCGGAUGCUCUACCUCUACACAUCGCACCCAGGUGGUUCAGCUCGCACAGUGGUUUCAAGUGCCCCAUUUGCUCCAAGUCUGUGGCUUCUGAUGAAAUGGAAAUGCACUUUAUAAUGUGUCUGAGCAAACCACGCCUCUCCUACAAUGAUGAUGUGCUGACUAAAGACGCGGGUGAGUGCGUGAUCUGCCUGGAGGAGCUGCUUCAGGGGGACACGAUAGCCAGGCUGCCCUGCCUGUGCAUUUAUCACAAAAGGGACAGACAGGCCCUGUUCCUGAGAGGAGGCUCAUCGGACACUGGGGCAGAGCUGAGCUUGGGACACCAGUGGGGACAGGGUACCCCUGCUGCACUGACUUCCAGAGAAUGGCUCUCCCUUUCUCCCCGAGGACACCCCAUUGGAUGAGAGCGAGUUUGAAAGAAGAAAGAAUCAACUGCUACCCUUCCCCUCACCCCCUCAUCCCAGGAGGGAAAGGGCAUUUUCUUUUUCACCUUUGAAAGGCGUUGUGGGUCUGUCUUUAAAGUGUUUACAAAAAAAAAUUAUAAAAAAAACAAA
Molecule: messenger RNA, 1470 nt
Organism: Loxodonta africana (African savanna elephant)
Lineage: Eukaryota; Metazoa; Chordata; Mammalia; Proboscidea; Elephantidae
Gene: ZNRF1
Product: zinc and ring finger 1
Exons: 4
Coding region: 547-1320 (257 amino acids)
Biological process (GO): proteasome-mediated ubiquitin-dependent protein catabolic process; protein K48-linked ubiquitination
Cellular component (GO): cytoplasm; membrane; intracellular membrane-bounded organelle
Molecular function (GO): ubiquitin protein ligase activity
Source: RefSeq, a predicted model, not a curated record